Molecule: messenger RNA, 1050 nt
Organism: Radiomyces spectabilis
Lineage: Eukaryota; Fungi; Mucoromycota; Mucoromycetes; Mucorales; Radiomycetaceae
Exons: 7
Coding region: 172-846 (224 amino acids)
Biological process (GO): mRNA splicing, via spliceosome
Cellular component (GO): precatalytic spliceosome; U2 snRNP; catalytic step 2 spliceosome
Molecular function (GO): RNA binding
Source: RefSeq, a predicted model, not a curated record
CCAUCUUUCUGUUCUUUGUUAGCUUAAACAUGGACAGACCUGUUUCUGAUUAUAAUUCGUCUAUGCGUUCAGAAUAUCCACCUUUAAGGUCGACUGAGCGCCCGCCACGCAAUCGUUCGUUGUCCCCGCCUCGUUCGUCUUCGUCGCAUUUAGACGAUCGCAAAUACAGAGAUGACUACAGAAGAGAUUAUCACGAUCGCGGCCGUUACAGAGAUGAUCGUGAUCCUGACUAUGGACGUUCAAGUCGCCCUCCAAGAGACAGUCGCGAAUAUUCCCGUCCCACCCGAUACAGAGAUGAACGUGAUUAUCCACGCAGUGACCGAUAUGACCGUUACGAUCGCUACGACCGUUAUGACCGUGCUCGCGGUAGUGGAAGUUCUUACGAUCGUUAUGACAACCGUCAGGGAGGAAGCUAUCGAUCAACGUAUCCUCCUCGACCGCGGUCUAGACGAACUAUUGAUAGGGACUGAAGAAGAUCGACAAGUAUCAACCACGAUUUUUGCCGGUAACAUCCCUUAUGCAUUCCGUGAACGCGAUAUUGCUUCCAUGUUUGAACGAUACGGUCGUCUCGCGAAAGUCACUGUACCUAUGGAUGCCAUCACAGGCAAAAACAAAGGCUUUUCAUUUAUUGAAUUCGAAGAUCGCAGAGAUGCUGAAGAUGCUUUCGAUAAAUUUCAAGGCUUCAGUGUGGAAGGACGUAGACUCAAGCUUGAUUGGGAUAUUGGACUGUCAAAGAAAGAUGAACAUCGCGGCGGAGUAAGAGCAGGCGAUGAUACUCGAAGCUCGCGCCCAUUACCUCCACCACCCCCACCAUUACCUGCGGACGAUUAUCGCGACCGCAAAUGAUUCUGUCGUUGAUAGAGCGCCGUCUUUGACCGAUUCAUAUGGCACCCGACCUCUGCCUUCAGAUUCUCGUGGCUUUAGACGCAGUUCACCUCAACCCUAUCGUUGAUAAACAAAACAGAGUUCGAAUGAGACCCAAAACAAAACAAUCGCGAAUUUCAGAUAUUUGGACUAUAUUUUGUAUGAUGCUGAUGAGGAAGAAGAGGA